Molecule: messenger RNA, 2328 nt
Organism: Stylonychia lemnae
Lineage: Eukaryota; Ciliophora; Spirotrichea; Sporadotrichida; Oxytrichidae
Source: the annotation of a GenBank genome assembly
AUGAUAAACAUAACUAAAGAACCAGUAUAUAGAACAUAUGUUUUAGUUCACAUCCUUCUUUUGUUAAAAUUGGGGAGAAGUGUGAUAUUCAGAGAUAGCAGUACCUUGGAUGCGUAUGUUCUAAAUAAUACUCAUAUCGCUUUUGAAGUUUCAGUCCCAAAUAAUCAUCUACUUGCCAUUGGAUUUGGAAAUUACAUGACUGAUAGCGAUAUGGUGAUGUGGCAAUCUAAAGGAGUUUAGAGUGCUUGUUAAGAUAUGUGGUCUACAGGAAGGAGAAAACCCUCAAUUGACAUCAUAAAUGACUAUAAUACUCAGAUUAAAUAUGACUAAGCACAAAGAGCUUUCUUUAGAAGUAUCCGUAGACUAGAUACAGGAGACAAGUACGAUUAUGAAAUCGAUCAUGAGUUUAAAGAAAUAAAUAUGAUUUGGGCUUUUAUCGAUACAUCCGCAGAUCUUUAAAGACAUUACAUGGAUAACAAAGGAAGAAUGAAAAUGAGAAUGAACUAGCAAGGCUAGAUUGAAUUUGAAUUAAUUCCUAUUUUGGAUAUUGCUCUUAUCGCAGGAUGGCUGUAGUUUAUGGCAUGGACAGUACUAGGUUUAGUCUAGGUAGCUAGCUACAGAUAUCUCCGUAGAUAUUGGUGGUUAAACAAUUGGCUUCAUGCUGUUUGUGGCACAAUAAUUUGUCUUGAGACAUUGAUCAUUGGAUUUGUAGGAAUGAUUGAUGGAUUUUUUAUAACAUGGCACGUUAUUCUAGGUUUUGCUAUAAUGGGCUAUGUUUUUUUAGUUUCUAUAUUUGGUUUCUAUGUCCUAUGGUACUAAAAUACUGUAUAAUGGCAGUCAGCGAAAGUAGCAAGACUAAAAAAAAUCAAAAGAAUUAGUGGAUAUAUUCUAAUAGUUUUAAGUCAAUUAGCAAUGAUAUCUGGUGUCUUUGAGUAUAAUCAUCAGAGUCCGAGUGCAUUGAGAUCAUUAUUAGGCAUUUUAGAUAUUAUAGUGUUCUUUGGAAUUUGGGGAGCAAUGGAGUUUUAUUUCAGGCGUCACCGAGAAGACUAUGUCCCUUUCAUAGAUAAAAAAAUUGAAAUGUCCAGUGAAGAGUUUUAUGAUAGAAUCAAGAGAGGUGAGAAGCUUGUUUUACUGAAUGACAUGGUGUUGAAUGUCAGUAAAUAUCAAUUCAAUCACCCUGGUGGAAAGUUUGUAAUAGCACAAAAUGUUGGAAGAGAUAUCACAAAGUUUUUCUAUGGUGCAUACCAAAUGGAAAAUUAUGGCAAUCAAAAACCUUAUUUUCACUCUAAUGUGGCAAGAGCAAUUGUAAACGAACUAAUGAUGGGAAGAAUGAGCACGAAAGCCCCCAAAUUUAUUGCUCAAGCUGUCGGGAAAUAUCCUGUCAACUCUAAUACAAAAUGUUUUGUAUUCAGAAGUCACACCAAUGUGCCUGGCAUUUCAAAGUACUAUCCAGAUAUAUCUUAUAUUGGGAAGCAUUACUUACUAAGCAGUUUAGAUCAAUUUCAGGUGAGAAGAUAAUAUACCAUCUCAAAUUGUAUGCAAGGAGAGACUUACAACUGGUACUUAAAAGCCAUUUCAUAUUGUUUGUCUGAUUCUUCAAAUGUCUCAAUGUCUUUUAGAAAUUUGGUCACAAACGGCCUCCCAGUAGUUAAUGAAAUAGAAGUGGGUGAAGAUGGAUAGAAUAAUUCUGCCUACUCUAUUAUGAAUUUUGAAACAUAACAAGAUAUGAUAGAAUCUUGCUAAAAAAAUGGAUGUGAAGUAGUUAUGACUAUAAAAGAUUAUAAGGCCCCUGAUGGACUUGCUACUAGAAUAUUUGAGGAUACUUCUAAUGGCAAAAACAUUGUUUUGACUGUUUAAGGGCCAAUGGGUAUUGGAUUAGACAUUUAAAGGACAGGAACUCAUAUCGCAUUUACAGGUGGUACAGGCUGUCUGGUAUUUGUUGAUCUAGUAGCAUUCCUAUUAAGAAAAUCUAUGAAAUCACUAAAGCCAAGUGAAGAUAACUAGAUUGAUGGUGAUUCUUUUAAAUUUGUACUUUAUGUUUCCUUCCCAAAGAGGGAAGAAGUAAUUGGACUCGAACUUUAUGAAGGCCUAGUUUAGAUUCAAGAGAAAUUUGAGCUGAAAAACUUUGAAUUCCAUAUGAGGCUGAGUAAUGAAACUAAGGAAAGGUGGGACUUCAAAUUCUUAGACUAGUAGCUAGAUAAAUAUAAUGAGAACUUGCAAAAAAUAUGGGUAUGUGGCCCACCAAGAAUGAAUGAAGACUUUGAUAAAAAUCUACUAAGACUUUAAAAUAAAUAUGGAUACGGGCAUCAUACUUAUGAUAUUCUUUGA